Messenger RNA from Trichoderma citrinoviride, 1206 nucleotides. RefSeq names its product iron reductase domain protein. The record is from RefSeq and is a predicted model, not a curated record. The coding region runs from base 1 to 1206 and encodes 401 amino acids. The transcript has 3 exons. NCBI's taxonomy places the organism in Eukaryota, Fungi, Ascomycota, Sordariomycetes, Hypocreales, Hypocreaceae.
AUGAGGUUCUCUCAAAGUACGGCCGUGGCUGCCGCCGCUCUCUACGCCGGUGUUGCUUCGGCGGCCACUGCCUCCUUCUGUCCCAACGACGGCGUGUGCUUCGAAUGGGGAGUCCCUGAGGCCUCGGCUAAGGCGGGCUCCGGCGAUAUCUUCUUCCAGCUCAAGGCUCCCACAUCAUGGCAAUGGAUCGGUCUCGGCAUCGGCACUCAGAUGGUUGGCUCGCAAAUGUUCAUCAUGUACCAGGACGGCAAGGGGAACGUGACGCUCAGCACAAGGCCGGGCGCCAACCAUGUCAUGCCGACUUACAAGGCGAGAAACGAUGUCGAGCUGCUGGCCGGCUCCGGUGUGGUUGACGGCAACAUGGUUGCCAAUGUCAGAUGCGGCAACUGCACCAACCUCGAUCUCUCGGGCAAGUCGAACUGGAUCUCUGCUUGGAAGUCGGGAGAUGCCCUGGACUCGACGAACCCUGCGGCGGUUAUCACGCAGCACGACAGCAUGACGCAGUUCCAGGUCAACUUGGCCCAGGCCAGCAUCAGCUCCGACGCGAACCCCUUUGACGGAUCCAGCAGCGACAGCAGUAGCAGCUCUGGCGAUGACGGCGGCAACAACUCCAGCAGCUCUGGCGAUGGUGAUGGCGAUGGUGAUAGUGCUGUUUCCGGUGUCAGCGAUGGCUCAUCGAACCAAACCCUGGUCAACGCCCAUGGCAUCCUCAUGUCGGUCAUCUUCGUCAUCAUGUAUCCGCUUGGCUCGAGCUUGAUGCCGCUGAUCGGAAAGUGGUAUAUCCACGCAUCGUGGCAGACGAUUGCUUUCCUGGGCAUGUGGGCUGGACUUGGACUUGGUGUCACUAUUGCCAAACGCGAGAAUGAAUUCUUUGACCAGCCUCACUCUCGACUCGGCGUCAUCCUCGUCGCUCUCAUCAGCCUUCAGCCCGUCUUUGGCUUGAUCCACCACAUCAACUAUCUCAAGACGCAACGCCGCGGAAUCUUUGGCCACUUGCACUGCUGGUAUGGGCGUGCCCUCAUGAUCAUCGGUAUUGUCAACGGCGGUCUCGGCCUGCAGCUCGGCAACGUCGCGACACGCUACAUCAUUGCUUACUCUGUCGUUGCCGGAGUCACCACGCUGUUCUACUUGGCCUCCAUUGCUUUUGGCUGGACCCGAACGAGGAGGAACCAGAACCAGUCGAAACAGGUCGAGCAAUCCUCGUAA